Monoraphidium neglectum is the source of this 357-nucleotide messenger RNA. RefSeq lists its product as hypothetical. The record is from RefSeq and is a predicted model, not a curated record. The transcript is spliced from 3 exons. The coding region runs from base 1 to 357 and encodes 118 amino acids. Lineage: Eukaryota; Viridiplantae; Chlorophyta; Chlorophyceae; Sphaeropleales; Selenastraceae.
AUGGCCGACACCCAGCGGGCGAGCGGCCGCGACCAGGCCCCGCAGAAGGCCCCUUUGACUGAGAGGGUCAAGGGCAAGCUCAUGAACAUCCUGGGAUCCCAAGACAACGACGCCCCCUCCUCUGGCGCCGACAGGGCGUCCGAUACCCGCCUCGCGGGCAGCACCCAGUCCCCCGUCGACGCCCGUUUCACCUUCGCAAGCCCUGGCACCAGCGGCGCCACCGUGGACGCGCCCGGGUCGGCCGGCCCGCCGUUCGGCGUGCAGCAGCCGCAGCACGCGGACGACACCACCCCGGCCUCGCAAGUGACCUUCGCAUCGCCCCAGGCCCAGCAUGCAGCAAGCAAGGCUGCUUACUAG